Messenger RNA from Gossypium arboreum, 1233 nucleotides. Its product is annotated as MADS-box protein JOINTLESS-like. NCBI's taxonomy places the organism in Eukaryota, Viridiplantae, Streptophyta, Magnoliopsida, Malvales, Malvaceae. The record is from RefSeq and is a predicted model, not a curated record. The transcript is spliced from 9 exons. Gene Ontology annotation, biological process: positive regulation of transcription by RNA polymerase II. The coding region runs from base 265 to 930 and encodes 221 amino acids. Gene Ontology annotation, molecular function: DNA-binding transcription factor activity, RNA polymerase II-specific; protein dimerization activity; RNA polymerase II cis-regulatory region sequence-specific DNA binding. Gene Ontology annotation, cellular component: nucleus.
UAUAUAUAGGUUGAAUUCACUGGCUCCUACUUGAUAUUCUUUUCUUCUUUUGUUAUUUUUGUAUAAAGUUUUUCGUUAUGUUAGCUUAAUUUGGCAAAAAAAUAAAACAGUGGUGCUUAGCUCUUUAUCAUUUCUUUCUCUUAUCUUCAAUCCCAUUUUUGGUUACUUCUUUGUUCUUAAACUUGCUUAUGACUUGUAUUUUCCUCGAUUUGAGCUAAGAACUUUAUUCUUUUUUGGGUUUGAUUUUGUUUUGAGUAUUUUAGAAUGACGAGAAAGAGAAUUCAGAUCAAGAAAAUCGACAACGUUGCGGCGAGGCAAGUGACUUUCUCAAAGAGGAGAAGAGGGCUUUUCAAGAAAGCUCAUGAACUCUCCGUUCUUUGUGAUGCUGAGAUUGCUCUUAUAGUCUUUUCAACAACUGGAAAACUCUUCGACUAUUCCAGCGCAAGUAUGGAGAAGGUGAUUGAAAGACGCAAUCAACAGUCAGGAAAAGGCAUCGACAGAGCGGUCACCAGUCCAUAUCAUGGACUGCAGGUUGGGAGUCGCACGUGUGUCAUGUUGAGAAAGGAAAUGGCUGAAAAGACCCACCAACUGAGACAGCUGAAGGGAGAGGAGCUCCAAGGGUUAGGUUAUGAAGGAUUAAAUCACCUGGAAAAACUAGUUGAAGGAGGCUUGAGACGAGUUACUGAAACAAAGGAUGAGAGAUUUUUCAAAGAAAUCAGCACCCUCAAGAUGAAGGGAGCAGAACUGGUGGAAGAAAAUCAGCAAUUGAAACAGCAAAUGGAGAAUUUACCUCAUAUGGUCCACGUCCAACCAUCAGAGUCGAUUGCUCAUGCUGGGAGCUCUGAAAAUCCAAUUCAACCCUAUGAUAAUAGCCAAGACAUUUCUCUCACAUUGGGGUUAGCCUUCCCUAACUCACUGUUGAAAGGUUAAAAGGGGGUGAUGUUGCGAAGAAGUCAUCGUCAUCUUGCUUAAAUCUGAGCUGGCUCCUAUAUUGGAUAAUGUUCAUAGUAGUAAUAAUAAUAAUGAUGAUGUGUAGAUUGUCAAGUAAACCAGUUUUAUGGUACCUUUGAUAAUUAUAUAUAGAGUCUAAUAUCAAAAUUACCCGUACAAAAAAAGAAUGUGAAGGUUAAAGCAAUUAUGCACAUGCACUCGAGCAUGGUGAAUAAAUUAACUUGUUUACUUUGGAGGGUUUAGUGCCAUCUUUAUUCAUUAUUUGUUUUGUGCUUGUCUAAA